Branchiostoma floridae (Florida lancelet) is the source of this 1868-nucleotide messenger RNA. Its product is annotated as sarcospan-like. The record is from RefSeq and is a predicted model, not a curated record. NCBI's taxonomy places the organism in Eukaryota, Metazoa, Chordata, Leptocardii, Amphioxiformes, Branchiostomatidae. Gene Ontology annotation, cellular component: sarcolemma; dystrophin-associated glycoprotein complex. The transcript has 4 exons. Bases 722 to 1693 code for a protein of 323 amino acids.
GAAGUAUUUCAAUUCUGAUGUUGUGGAUUAAAGUCAAAGGCGUCUUCUUCACGGGUUGUACCUGUCAGAGAUGUGUUGUUCUCUCAAUACAGUACAUCCGAUUCUACAAAGGGUAUGCAAAUAUUCCUAAGAAGCGACUGGAGGAUAAGGAAAUAAAACGCCUCUGCUUGUACACCCGACCAGACGGGUUCCCAGACUCGUCUACCACGGCUCAUUCCACAAACCCGAGAUUCCAGCGGCGCCAUGGGGAUAAUUUGGGUGGAAAAGGGACGAUAUGGACAUUUGCUUUAGUGGACAAGUGUGUUGUUUGUGUGCGCAAUCGAACCCGUCGGGCCCAUCUUGGGACGAUUAUUCAUGCCGAGAGGGCCGAAAUCUGUCAACAUUAUCCCCGGCGGGGGGUAAACAGCGCAUUCCCCGCCACUGCACGAUCUUCUCUAGCUAGGAGUAGGAGAGAACAAUCAAUUAGCAGCAAACCACAUGAGAUACUAGUAUAGGCUGCGGUGACCCUGCCAACUACCUUUUCUCAGUCGAGGUCUCAAGUUCAAGCCUGGUACUACACCCUGACUCUUACUGAUCCUUACCGUCCAUCUGAAAGCGCCAGGGGCGCGCCCGGAACGUCUCCUUCCUCCGAGGCGUAGGCGUGGCAGGGCGAUGUUUGAAUAAGCCGUCAACUCUGACCAAGGUGACAGACAGACGUCCAUCUGAUCCAGACACUGUUGCUAUGGACAACCCAGCCAUGGAAAUGGAACAAAGUAAAAACAAACUGUGGACCAAACGUGAUCCCUCUCCAGCCAAGGGCUCGGUGAAACACCAAAACAAGCCGGGGGAAGAUUCCGGAAAGCCAAACGGAAAGACAGCAGCCAAUGGUAAAACUCCGAAGAAAAACGGAUCGACAGCUCCGGUCAACGGAACUCGCGGUAAUCUUUCAGACGAGCGAUCGGAACGAAAUGGACCAAAACCGGGGAAAGGUGAUGAAGAACCGGAGAUGUCCCCACAGAAGAUGCAGCUCCGGACAACUGUACCGCAAAGUAUGACACCGAAAGACUUGCAGUCAGGGCCACACUCCCCCAGACCCAGGGGAAGCUCCAGGCAGAAGUCCCCCGCCGCCACAGCGCGGAAGGGGUGCGAAUGUUGCAGGUUGUACUUCUUCCUGACGAUAUUCCAGUUAUUAGUUGGAGCCGGAAUCAUCGUCUUGUGUGUCUUCAUCAGUGGCAUCUUCAGUGACGACAGGUCACGUGAUGUACCCUACUGGUCUGGUAUCCCGCUUGUAAUAGCAGCGCUUGUCGGCAUGUACUCCUGCAUCUUCAGUCGAAACAAGUUCGAAAGCGCCUGGCAUUUUGGAGUCAGGAUCUUCUUCUGGAUGCUGACGUUCUUCUGCUGCAUCGCCUGUGUGGUGGCGGCGACGUUUGCCGGACUGCACGGCACCAGUAUCGUGGACUACGUAGAAUGCCUGUCGCUCGACUCGUCCUGUCAGUGCACCAAAUCGUUCGACUCCUCGGCGCGCGUCUUUAUGUACAUCGACAUGACCGACUGUAACCUGGUCUUCGAGAAGCUGAAGGUCCUGCUCUUCAUCAGCUGCGGUGUCAACGCGUUCGGAGCCUUAGUGUGUUUCCUCAUCCUGAUCAUGAUGUGGAAGAGGAACUACCAACGGUUCUAUACGGGCCUGGGCUACACAUAUGCUACCUACGCAUAAUGAGUAGUACUAUCGACAAUGAUACAGAGCAGCGUUUACUUUUCAGAAAUCAGGGAACAGUGUCUACCUUGCAUAGACAUCAUUUGGUGCCAGUUAGAGGUAACGAAAUUAGUCACAAGAUCAUGUUGGAUUAAGAAAUAUUGAUGACUCAAGCAAGUCCAAUUGUGUGUACAUA